AGGGAGUGACUCUGUUGUUCAGUCUCUGGCAGCAGCUGAAAUGGCGCAGCAGGCAAAUCAACUGGACAGACAAAGAUUCUCCUGUCCAAUCUGUCUGGAACUACUGAAGGAUCCGGUGACUACUGGCUGUGGACACAGCUACUGUAAGAGCUGUAUUAACAGCCACUGGGACGAAGAGGAGGAGAGAGGAAGCUACAGCUGUCCUCAGUGUAGACAGACCUUCAAACCGAGGCCUGUGCUGGUGAAAAGCACUAUGUUAGCUGAUUUAGUGGAGGAGCUGAAGAAGACUGGACUCCAAGCUGCUGAACAUAAAGACCACGACACAGUGUCAGCUGUAGCAGAAAGGACUAAGAGGCAGACAGAGCUCGGGCUGAGGAGACAAACAAUCCAGCACAGAGUCAAGGACACAGAGAACGACGUGAAGCUGCUUCAACAGGAGGAGGAGGCCCUCAAUUGCUCUGCUGAUAAAGCAGUGAAGGACAGUGAGAAGAUCUUCACUGAGCUGAUCCAUCUUCUGGAGAAAAGAAGCUCUGAUGUGAAGCAGCAGAUCAGAUCCCAGCAGGACACUGAAGUGAGUCGAGUCAGAGAGCUUCAGGAGAAACUGGAGCAGGAGAUCACUGAGCUGAAGAGGAAAGACCAUGAACUGCAGCAGCUCUCAGACACAGAGGACCACAACCAGUUUCUACACGACUACCCUUCACUGCCACCACUCAGUGAAUCUACACACUCAUCCAGCAUCAGGAUCCGUCCUCUGAGGAACUUUGAGGAUGUGACAGCAGCUGUGUCACAGGUCAGAGGUCGACUACAGGACAUUCUGAAUGAGACAGGGACAGAGGUUUUACAGAUUGUGUCUCAAGUGGAUGUCUUACUGCAACAACCAGAGCCAGAGACCAGAGCUGACUUCUUAAAAUAUUCACAGGAAAUCAGAUUGGAUCCAAACACAGCACACAGACGUCUGUUAUUAUCUGAGGGAAACAGAAAAGUAUCACAUAUGAGAGAAGAUCAGUCUUCUUCUGAUCACCCAGACAGAUUCACUGGUUGGUAUCAGGUCCUGAGUAGAGAGAGUUUGACUCGACGUUGUUACUGGGAGAUGGAGCUGGAGGUGGGGGUAAGGGUGAAAGGAGGAGUUGGUGUAGCAGUCACAUACAAGAAUAUCAGCAGAGCAGUGAAAUCACGUGAGUGUGAAUUUGGAUCAAAUGAUAUAUCUUGGUCAUUAUAUUGUUAUGAAAACAGAUAUGAAUUUUAUUACAACAGCAUCAUGACUCCAGUGUCAGGUACUGUGUCCUCCAGAGUAGGAGUGUACCUGGAUCACAGUGCAGGUGUUCUGUCCUUCUACAGCGUCUCUGACACCAUGACUCUCCUCCACAGAGUCCAGACCACAUUCACUCAGCCUCUCUAUGCUGGAGUUAGGGUUUAUAAUGGAUCCACAGCCAAGUUGUGUCAACUCAGGUGUCAAUGUAUAAACUGAACAGACAUUGCUGAUGAAAUGAUCAAUGACCUCAGAGCGUCCACAUGUCCAACAGGUCAACUUCACUCUGGUUGGAAGCACAGAGCAUCAGUGUUAUGGGAUCUUUGGUCACAUUGUAAUUGUGGAACCUGAUUUGUUUUCAUCUAGGCUCAUCUCUGUAAAGUGUGAAUCCAUUCGUCCUCAUUGUAUUUACAUAUUUAGUAAAGGGGCAUAUUUAUCUGCUGCUACGUAGGUUUCUGUUCUUUUUGAUUUUCAUGAUCUGAACUAGCAGUUCCAUUUGAGAUUGUCCUGAUCGAGUCCCUCUGAGGGUUUGUUCUGCAGCUCUCAUCACAUGUGUAUCUUAUACAUGUGUAUAUACAUUUAAAUCUCUUAUAUAUGUAUACAACAUAACAACAAUGUAACGUGUGAUGGAGCUGAAAGAUGAAAUAAAGAAUAAAUCCAG
This is a messenger RNA of Limanda limanda (common dab), 1910 nucleotides long. Its product is annotated as tripartite motif-containing protein 16-like protein. Lineage: Eukaryota; Metazoa; Chordata; Actinopteri; Pleuronectiformes; Pleuronectidae. The transcript has a single exon. Gene Ontology annotation, molecular function: protein binding. Bases 41 to 1468 code for a protein of 475 amino acids. The record is from RefSeq and is a predicted model, not a curated record.